UCCUUAAAGAAAAAAAAAAAAAAAUAAGCCCUUGACUUAAUUCAAGGUUAAUUUGUUUAAAUAUUUUAAUAUUAUUUACUCCAAAAUGUAAGCAAACAAGAAAAAAUAUUAAACAAAACAAAAAAAAAAACCCAACUCGCAAAACAAUUACUUUUGUCCUUGAAUAAAGAAAAGGAAUUUGAAAAAAAGAAUUUUAUAAUAAUGCCGUCUAGUAAACCAAUCAACUAUCAACAGACUCGCAUUCAGAUGACAACAAUGGUCAAGUGAAUUAUAAAAUAAAUGCAAAUAAAAUAAAAGAAUAUAAGUCACGAGACUCACUUCGAUAAACACGACCACGACUCGACUCGUUGAAAAAAAAGUAAAAAAGGGGAAAAAUAUUUGCAAUCUGUUGCAAUAAACAAACCGUUCUUUAUUCUGUUUUUACUAUACUUGAGAUUUUUAAUUUAAAAGCAAGGAAAAAAAUGGCAGAAAACUCGACCAUGAAUUUAGUGUCAUCGUCGACAACAGACGGAACAGAUACGGACACACCAUCCGUUUCAAUGGACAAUUUCUAUCCAGCUCUAGUUCAGUGUUUUGGAAUCAUUAUUUGUGGAUACAUCGCUGGUCGAUUGAAAAUCAUAACAAAUUCUGAAACCAAAGGUCUGGGCACAUUCGUGGGAACCUUUGCCCUCCCAUCUUUGAUAUUCCUGUCUCUAGUUGAACUAGAUUGGAGGACUGUCAACUGGACGUUUCUAUUAUCGAUUUUAAUUUCAAAAUCGAUAGUUUUUUUCGCUGUGAUUGGAGUUUCCCUACUCGUUGCUAGACCUCUAAACUAUGGCCGUGCGGGAUUGCUGGCAAUCUUUUGCACGCAAAGUAAUGACUUUGCAAUUGGUUUCCCAAUUGUCAAUGCUCUUUAUAAGAAAGUUCAUCCUGAAUAUGCAGCUUAUUUAUAUUUGAUGGCUCCCAUAUCAUUAGCCAUUCUUAAUCCUGUUGGCUACAUUCUGAUGGAAAUAUCACAAAAAAUCGAACAAAGAAACAAAUUAGAUGAUACUUUGCCAGUGUGUCCAGCAGCACAGCAACCGUCUUCAGAACAUUGUUUAUUUGGUGAAAAAACAAUGGUCGUUCUCAAGACAUUCAAAUCGAUAUUUUUCAACCCAAUGAUUUUGAUGACCCUGCUGGGUGUGAUGGGAGGAAUUGCUUUUCCCGAUGGACUACCUGAAAUCAUUGCUGGAGUGCUACGUGUUUUGGGUAAUUCAUUCUCAGCAACUGCUUUGUUUUUACUCGGAUUGAAAAUUGUCGGACAAGGAACAACACUCAGGGGAUCUGGUUUUCUAAUUCCUGGUAUAUUAAUCAUUGUUAAGAUUCUUGUGUUACCACUUGUUGCCCGUCAGACUGUUAAUAUUAUGCAAGCUGGAGGAAAUUUCAACGACACCACGGAACUUAGUACUUUUGGAUUUCUUUAUGGAACAUUUCCAGCCGCACCAGGAGCCUUUGUAAUAGCAACGCAAUAUAAUAUUGAAGUCGAAUUGAUUGCUAAAAGUAUGGUAGCAUGUACCUUCAUUAGUGCUCCUUUGAUGUUUAUCUCAGCAAAAAUGAUUUCUCUAACAAACCUAAACCCAGCAGAUUAUCUUCAUGAAUUGGAUGAAUUUUCCUUUGAUAUUAGUGUAACUGGAGUUAUAGCAUGUAUUUGGAUAAUAGUUCUUUUGACAUUGACCAAAAAAGCCAGAAGAAUGCCUCACAGAAUUACUUUGUGCUUAGUUCUUUCUCAGCUCUUCUGCUGUGUUGGGGUAAUCCUUUGGUCGAAAUUAGAUCAUGUCAACAAAUGGGUAUUGUAUGUGCAAUUUUUCAUGUUCAACAUUGGAGCUUAUAGCAGUAGACUUUGGACAGCAAUUUUAGCUAUUAGCUUACUCUUUUUGCAAUGUCGAAGUUUAUGUUUUGUUCUCAAGAUGUGGCCAUUUAUGAUAAUGUUUGCAUGGGGUGUCCCGGGUAUAAUUUCUGGUCUUCUGAUUGCCUUCGAUGAUAAUGUAUUUUCGGGUGGAAAACAUAAUCCAAGUUUUCAAUAUGGAAACGCACAAGCGGCUAUUUCAGUAUUUCUGUUAGUCAUGUGUUUCAUAGUUACCGUUGGAUGUUUAGUUAUGCAUCAAAGAUAUAAACGUCGAUUUGAAAAGUAUUUGACCUUAGCAAGAGAACUUUCUAAUCCUGACUCAGAAUCCAAUUUCAUUGGUGCAUCAAUAUCAACUGCCGAUCUUUUGGCAAAUGCAUCCGAGCAAAGAAAUUCAAGUACUCGUCGUAGAAAUACCUCCCUUUCAUCAUCAGAAGACGAAGAAAUUGCAAAAGCCGAAGAUACAGGUUGUGGUAAUGGUAAUGGAAACUGCUGUUCGGCAACAACGAACACUACAACCGUUGUGGAUAUUGAAGAUUUAUUAAAUCGAGCUCAAAGCAGCAAAGUUGAGCUGCGCCAUCACAACCAUAAUUUUGAUGAUGACGGAAAUUUUGGCGGAAUUCGUGCAAAUAUGUGCAGUCCAUCGUUUAGCUGUGCAGGUCCAUCUCGUCAGAACUGUCAGGCAAUCAUUCAGCAAUAUGAAGAACAGGCACGAAAGGGAUUAGAGCCUUUGGAAUUUCCCAAAGAAGGAGACGAGCAUCAGGCUCUUAAGCACACUGUGUUGCUUAUAAUCUUGCUUUGCUCAAUGUUUGUGAGCUUAGCUGUGUCUAUAUGGACUUUAGUGAUGGAAGGAAUGUCAGGUAUCUAUUUGGAGCUCAGUUUUCUAGAUGCAUUCUUAAACUUUGGACAAAGUUUGAUUGUGCUUGCUGUGUUCAUUACUGAUACCAGUGAAUUACUCAUUCCCCUUGGAAAAUACUGGAGAAAGAUGUGGUUUGGCGCAAAUAUGUUGACUCUACCUCAUUGGACAUCUCUCAGUCCUGAGACAAAGCACAUUUGUGAGCAAUUUCGGAAUCAUCAUUUGGAAAAUUGUAAAAAAGACAUUGCUACAGAUAAAAGAUGGCGCAUUAAAGUGUAUCAUAAAGUAUUCUAUGGCACUGAUUUUGUAAACUGGCUGUUAGAAGUCGGUUUGGCAAAGGAUCGCUUAGAAGGUGUUCACUAUGCCAAGCAUUUGGUAGACGGACGUGUAAUGCGACACAUAAAUAAUGUCUAUCACUUUGAAGAUCGAAAUCUGCUAUUUACAUUCUGCAAUCGAAUGUAAAAAAAAGAAAAGCUAUGAUUUUAAUUUUAAUUUUAUUUUGAACCAAUGUGGUGCUGUGAUUUUGUGAUGGACAUUCAAUGAAUUCGCGAUAGCCUCAAAAUUUGAUUAUUUCUGUGUAUACAGCCAUCGCAGCUACAGUCAACUAGUGGCAAAGCUACGAUUUAUUGGAUGUCUUUAUGAUGUGUGAGUUUUGUUUAUGUGUUUUAAUUUUUAAUUAAAAAAAAGUAGUAGAUAGAUUGGUUUUUGUUUAAAGAAAAUUGGUAUAUAAUUGAUACUACUGUAGUAUCGAGAGAACUCAACAAAAGCUUCUUUGCAGAAGAUUUUUUUGAAGUUAAACCAAAGAAUGAGUUCUGUUUUGAGAGCAAGGCAGAUUUUAAUGCUUUAUUGAGCUAGAUCACCUACCAUUGAUUUAAAUUAAAAAUUAUUGUUAACGGCCUACUACUAAUCGAAUGUGCGACGUAAAAAAAAAUAAUAAAAUAUUUAUUUUUUAGUUAAUUUUUAAGCUUAAUCUCACUCUUUUCCUAUUAGUUUGAAAGUAUUUAUCUCUAGAAAAUUUUAAUUUUUUUACUUUGUAGUUUAAUUUUUAUUUUAUUUGGCUAAAUGUCACAACAGUUUCACUCAAAAAUGUUAUUAAACAAAAAACAAAAGUAAAUCAAUACUUUUUAUUUUAAUUUUUUUUUUUAAUAAAUAUAUUAUACAUGCAUAUAUUAUGUAGAUACAAAAAAAAAAUAAAUAAUGUAAUAAUCAUAAAGAACAUGGUGCAACACUUUUUUAGGGACAAAUGUAGAAUAUAUACAUACUCGUAAUAUACCUACAGCGAAUAUUGUUUUACAUACAAAUUAUAUAAAAUAAUUAAAUAAAUACAUACAUUAUAUACAUUUAAACUUAAAAUAUGCUUGCAAAGCAAUUUAAUAAUUUUACUGCUGAUACGAUUAAUAAAAUUUAAAUAUUUUUUUGGUCACAUUAGCAAAUCAAAA
This is a messenger RNA of Episyrphus balteatus (marmalade hoverfly), 4156 nucleotides long. RefSeq names its product integral membrane protein GPR155 (gene anchor). Lineage: Eukaryota; Metazoa; Arthropoda; Insecta; Diptera; Syrphidae. The record is from RefSeq and is a predicted model, not a curated record. Gene Ontology annotation, biological process: transmembrane transport; intracellular signal transduction. Gene Ontology annotation, cellular component: membrane. Bases 462 to 3179 code for a protein of 905 amino acids. The transcript is spliced from 14 exons.